Messenger RNA from Rubroshorea leprosula, 1405 nucleotides. The record is from the annotation of a GenBank genome assembly. NCBI's taxonomy places the organism in Eukaryota, Viridiplantae, Streptophyta, Magnoliopsida, Malvales, Dipterocarpaceae.
AAUUAAGGUGCUGGAUGCACGAUUAUCAGCCGAAGGCGGUGCUGCCAGUGCAAGUCUUCUUUCUCCUCUUACUUUUUGGCACUUUGACACUUCCCACGGAUAUUCGUUUCUGGAGAGAGAGAGAGAAAUGUCGACGAUUCCCCCUCCCUCCGCGUUCACAAUCUCAGUCUCCUCCCUCGCAACAACCAAGUCUAAAACCUUGGUUUCUUUCAGUCUUCCGAAUCGGUUGCGGAAUAGUCCUCUCUCCUCACGACGAUUGCUGUCCAGGAAAUUUUAUCGUGUUCAAGCCACGACUUUACAAGAGGAUGAGGAAGAAGUUGUUGUAGAAGAAUCUUUUCGUGCCAAAAGUUUCCCAGAAAAUGAGAUUAAAGAAGGAAUCGGGGAGACACAAAUGAAUUCACCAUCGAGUGUUUUGGAACAAUGGAUUAUCAAGAUUGAACAAUCUGUGAAUAUCUUCCUCACGGAUUCAGUAAUAAAGAUCCUUGAUGCAUUGUAUCACGAUAGAGAUUAUGCAAGAUUCUUUGUAUUGGAGACUAUUGCAAGAGUUCCAUAUUUUGCUUUUAUGUCUGUCCUGCAUAUGUAUGAGAGUUUUGGUUGGUGGAGAAGAGCAGAUUAUUUGAAAGUGCAUUUUGCGGAGAGCUGGAAUGAGAUGCACCACCUGCUUAUCAUGGAAGAAUUGGGAGGAAACAAUUGGUGGUUUGACCGCUUUCUUGCCCAGCAUAUAGCAUUCUUUUAUUAUAUUAUGACAGUCCUCAUGUAUGCAGUAAGCCCCAGAAUGGCAUAUCACUUUUCUGAAUGUGUAGAGAGUCAUGCAUAUGAAACCUAUGACAAAUUUCUCAAGGCCAAAGGAGAGGAGUUGAAAAUGUUGCCUGCUCCCGAGAUUGCUGUGAAGUACUACACUGGAGGUGACUUGUACUUGUUUGAUGAAUUUCAAACAUCUAGAGCUCCUCAAUCUCGAAGGCCAAAAAUAGAGAAUUUGUAUGAUGUGUUUCUGAACGUAAGAGACGAUGAAGGCGAACAUUGUAAGACAAUGAGGGCCUGUCAGACUCAUGGAAUCCUCCGCUCUCCUCAUUCAUACUCAGAGGAUGACCCUGAAGAGGAGCCUGAUUGUAUGGUUCCUCAAGCAGAUUGUGAAGGUAUUGUAGAUUGUAUACAGAAGUCUUUUAAAUCGUCCAACAAAGCGAAGGAAUGAGAUUCGAGGGUAUAAAUAGUAAAAGAGAUGCAUACAUAGAAAAGCAAACAGCUCCAAUACGUGAUUUUUUGGGGGAGAACUCCAAUCUAUGAUUUUGAUUCUUGAAUGGCAAAUAUUGGGAUUUUAGCUCAUUUCUACAGUUUGAUUCAUGACCAGUCUCACUUUUGUUGAAGAAUGGUGGAGAACAGAUAUAAAUAAAAAUGUUAAUUUUAU